Messenger RNA from Prorocentrum cordatum, 483 nucleotides. Lineage: Eukaryota; Dinophyceae; Prorocentrales; Prorocentraceae. The record is from the annotation of a GenBank genome assembly.
AUGUGGACGGACCACUGCCUGCAGACUGGGGACUCGGGUUUCCCGCCCAGCCUCAUGACGGCGUCGACCGAUAUCGUGGUGCAGAAGGGCAUGAACCAGUACGUCGACGCCUACAGCGCCUUCAUGGACAACACGAAAACGCUAAAGACGACCCUGGACACCACGCUGCAGUCGCUGGGCAUCGACACCAUCUACGUCGCGGGCAUUGCCACGGACGUGUGCGUCAGGUGGACCGUGGAGGACGCGCUGACAUUUGGAAACUACGACGUGAAGGUGAUCACCGACGCCACGGAGGCCGUGCUCGGCAGCGAGGCCAACUUCGACAGCGCCCUCGCCGCCAUGGUGAGCGCGGGGGCCACGAGCCUCACGGCCGCCGACGUCCUCGCCAUGGAGUGCCCGCAGGAGACCUCGGGGAGCACGCGCCUCGCGGCCGCGGGCGCCCUGCUCGCCGCGGCCGCGCUGCUGAGCCCUGCCGGGCAGUAG